UCCAACGGCUCACGUUAAUUUCGUGUGGGCGAAUUAGGGCUCGUGAGCAAAUGCAUCCUCCACUCGUUCUUCACAAGCAUCCCCUCUGCACCGAGAUCAUCACAUUGUUCCUGCGCUGCCACGAAGAUCACCCCGCGGCCAAGUUUUGGGGGAAAUGCAACGAUCUCAAGCUCGAGCUGGUGCGCUGCUUGCAAGAAGAGAAAGCCGUCAAGCGGAAGAAGAACUUUGAGAAGAGCAAGGAGUUUCAGGCAAAGCUACACGCAUACUUGGAGGAUUUAAGAUCGAGGCUUCUGUGAUCUUGUUUGUGAUAAACUAUGCGUAGCGCACGGCAAUUGGGCUUCUCACUGUGUGCCUCUCAUCCUUCCACGUAAAGGAGCCAAAUAUAUAUCCGCGAUGGAGCUUGCUCUUCGCCA
Selaginella moellendorffii is the source of this 413-nucleotide messenger RNA. RefSeq names its product COX assembly mitochondrial protein 2 homolog. Gene Ontology annotation, cellular component: mitochondrion. The record is from RefSeq and is a predicted model, not a curated record. The transcript is spliced from 4 exons. NCBI's taxonomy places the organism in Eukaryota, Viridiplantae, Streptophyta, Lycopodiopsida, Selaginellales, Selaginellaceae. Bases 51 to 296 code for a protein of 81 amino acids.